Messenger RNA from Priapulus caudatus, 2420 nucleotides. RefSeq names its product dynein heavy chain 5, axonemal-like. Lineage: Eukaryota; Metazoa; Priapulida; Priapulimorpha; Priapulimorphida; Priapulidae. The transcript is spliced from 15 exons. Gene Ontology annotation, cellular component: dynein complex. Gene Ontology annotation, molecular function: dynein intermediate chain binding; minus-end-directed microtubule motor activity; dynein light intermediate chain binding. Bases 252 to 2420 code for a protein of 722 amino acids. Gene Ontology annotation, biological process: microtubule-based movement. The record is from RefSeq and is a predicted model, not a curated record.
CAACAAAUAAUACCGUUACUGGCGUUAGUCAUCUUCCGUCACGUAGUAGAACAAUAUCAGUAUCAGUGGUAGUGGAUCCGUGCAGAGGUAGACUGAAUGUAAUUGAGCGACAGCAACGACUUAAGGAAGAGAGGGAGGCCAACAAAAAUCUGCUUGAUGAAAAACAUCAUUAUAUAUCGCAAGCUUUGCUAAAUGUGACAGACGAUAUUGUGCUGUCUGAUAUAGAAGACUGCUAUUUUGAUGGAGAUGGUAUGUCAACACUGGACAAGUUCUUCACAGUAGAUGGAACAAAGCACAUCUUGUUUCACCAUCGAGAUCAAGAGCAAGAGGGUGUGGGUGAAACAAUCAGGAGUGUGUCUGUUGUCUCGCGGACGCACAGUCGCGCUGGCAAUAGGCAUCGUUUGUACGUCACAAGCAGUAUAGAUGAUGUAUUGGUGAAUGGGCGUGCCACACUCUUCUCCAGACAAGAUGAAAGCAAGGCAAUCACUUCAGCCAAUAUUCACAAGGAAGUGUACCUCACUGUUCUGGAUGGGAGUGUGGGACUUGCACAGGGAGUCUGCAUGCUUGUCAGGAACGUUUUUUACCCCGUACUGAGACACAGUAGAUGGGACACACUGAUGGAGAUCUCAGGUGGUGCCAAAAUGGUUGAGAAAUUUUUAAGCUCAGUGGACACCUUUGUCAGGGUGCUUGAGGGAGCAUGUGACAGCCUGCAGGACAAUGUUGUGUUGCCUGACUGUGCCCAGGUGGAUCUGUGUCUGCUCACUACAAAGGAAGAAAUUGUGCUGACAAGUAGCAACAUGGAAGCGAUGGAGGCAGUAGAUAUGUGCGUUCGAAUGUGGAUGCAACAGAUCGCCAAGGUGUUAACAGAGAGUGAGCAGAUACACAGGGAGUCGGACAAUGUUGGUCCUCGCGCCGAACUCGAAUUUUGGAAGAGGCGCAUGGCCAAGUUCAAUGCUCUUGAGGAGGAGCUGAGAAGUGGCAAGGUGAAAGCUGCCCUAAAGUGCCAGCAGGUGGCGCAGUCGAAGCUCCUGAAGGACUGGGCUCGCAUUGAGCAGGCUAUCAUAGACUCUGCUUUGGAAGCCAAAGAUAACGUCAGGUUUCUGUACACGAUAGAUGACUGUUGUGAGCCACUGUACAGCAACAACCCUUUGCAAAUAGUAGCGAGUCUACCAGGGUUGAUGAAUGCAGUGAGAAUGGUGUUCACUAUAUCCCGCUACUACAAUACUUCAGAACGAAUGACAUCUCUCUUAGUCAAGGUCACAAACCAGAUGAUAACAUCGUGUCGUAAUUACGUCACAAACUUCGAUGUUGACACAGUGUGGUCUCAGCCCAGGGAGGAACUCUUCCAGAAGAUUGACGCCUGUGGCAGCCUGCAUCAGGCCUACAGAAAUAAUUAUGAGAAGACACGCAAGACAGUAGCAGCUGCUGGCAGCAAACAAUCGUUUGAGUUUAGCGAGUCGUACAUAUUCGGCAAGUUUGACACGUUCGUUCGUCGCCUCAACAAAGUGGUGCAGAUGUUUCAACUGAUAGAGACAUACAGCUGCCUGGAGAGGUGUCACAUAGAUGGUGUAGAGGUAAUUGUGGGCAGAUAUAGGGCUGCUGUUUCAUCAAUGAAGAAGAAAACCUAUGACUUUUUGGACCACAGAAAGCAAGAGUUCGAUGAAGACUUUGCAGAAUUUGAAAAAAAUAUCUGUGAUGUACACGUACAACUGCGUGCGUUCAUUGGGGAGCGCUUUACCGGGCUACACACCACCAGGGCGGCGCUGCAGUUCCUCAGCAUAGUAGAGAGGCUGGGCCUACCUGAGCUGGGGCAAGAGGAGAGGUAUGCGGCAGCACUGACCAUGUACGGUCGUGAGCUGGACAUGGUCAGCAAGCUGUAUAUGAGGCAACGCUUGCAGCCACCCCUGGAAAGAGACGUUCCACCUGUGGCCGGUAAGAUACAGUGGGUGCGACAGCUGCAUAGACGGAUAGAGGAGCCAAUGAAUGUGUUUAGAGAGAAGCCAGACUUGCUUGCCAGAGGAGAGGCAGCAAGAAUCGUGAAGGUGUUCAACCGAGUUGGCAAAGCGUUCUUUGAGUAUGAGCUUUUGUACUAUGGAGCAUGGAUUCAGCAGUUAGACGUAGUGAAGACGUAUCUCCAGCGUCCAUUGCUCGUGUGGGAUUCGGAAAGCCGCGAGAUGCUUGUUAACAUGGACGCAGACGUCUUCAUGGUCAUCAGGGAGUGCGAAUGCAUGGUGCGCAUGGGUCUGGAAAUCCCACACGCUGGCAAGCAGUUGAAGGCGAGCAAGGGCGACUUGAGGAGAAAAUAUGAGCAGCUGAGGGUGAGUGUCUAUGCAACACAUGUCUUCUCGAGGAACUCUACCCUGUCCUUGUACAAACUGGAUUUUGGUUUUGAUCGAAACUCGGCGGUAUCUCUCGCGUAG